AUGGUUCCCACGGGAUUGUUAUUACUUCUGUCUGCCUGCUGCGUUUCCCUGGCAUCCGCCGGAUUUGGCCUGGGCUUCGGCGGCGGUGGCCUUGGUUUGGGAGGUGGUGGCGGUGGUUCCUCUGCCCAAGCAAGUCUUCCUGGCCUGAAUCUGGGUGGCGGAUACAAUGGUGCAUCCCUCGGAGCACAAAGCGCUGGAUCUUCUGGAUCAAUUUUGCAUCAGGCUGCCAACGGCCUGCUGAACGCUGCUGGAACUGGAGCCAAUGUAGUCCACUCUGCGGGAUCAACGGCAGCCUCUCACGGAGCUCAGGCCGCCAAUGGACUGCUGGGAGCGGCAGGAUCUGGAGUAAAUGCCGUUCACUCUGCAGGAUCGACUGCCGCCUCUCACGGAGCUCAGGCUGUAAACGGACUUUUGGGAGCGGCAGAAACUGGAGCCAAUGCUGUUCACUCGGCAGGAUCCACUGCCGCCUCUCAUGGAGCUCAAGCAGUAAACGGAAUUUUAGGAGCGGCAGGAUCUGGUGUCAAUGCUGUUCACUCGGCAGGAUCGCUUGCGGCAGAUCACUUGCACAAUGCGGCCACGGGAAGUACUGGAUCCGGAUCAGCCUCGCUGGGAACUGGGCAUUUGAGUGUCGGAGCCACGGGAAAUUCAGACUCUGCUUCCUUGCAUGCCGGUCACUUGAGCAUCGGAUCCUCUGGCAACAGUGGAUCAAACUCGGGACACUUAAGCAUCGGAUCUUCCGGAGCAACCGGUUCCCAUUCCGGUCAGGCGACCAUUGGAGCUGCUAAUGCAGUGCUGAAUGCAGCGGGAACUGGAGCUUCAGGAUCAACAGCUGCCUCCCAUGGAGCUCAAGCUACUAAUGGUCUUCUCGGAGUGGCUGCAACUGGUGCCAAUGUGGUUCACUCUGCAGGGUCAGUUGCUGCCUCUCAUGGAGCUCAGGCUGCAGAUAAAGUGGCCAGUGAAAUUGCUAAUAGUGCUUCGUCUGGUUCCGGCCACUUAACCCUUAAGACCGCUGGAACUAGUGGAUCCAACGCUGGUCACCUGAGCAUCGGAUCUUCUGGGAUUUCCGGCUCCAGUUCACUGCACGCCAAUUCUGGCUCAGCCUCGACUACUUCCGGAACUCAUUCUGCCAAAAUAACUACCGGGCAGGCCAAUAUUGGCUCUUCGUCAACUGGUUCCCAGCAUUCCGGAUCUGUACACGCUGGUUCUGCCAAGAUCACAGCUGGACAGGCCAGUAUCGGAUCCUCUGGAAGCAAGGUGGUUAGUGCUGGUCCCCUCAGUUCUGGAGUCACUGGAGCUAGUGCAAUGAAAGCUACGUUCACCUAUCACAAGGCAGAAUCCUCGAAGGUCUCGGCCGGACAUGAAACAACUUACUCUUCCAAGACCGAAUCAUCCAAGGUCAGUGCUAGUCAUUCCCAUAUCAGUUCUGGAUCCGCAACUAUUGGAGCCUCCGGAACUCAAGCGGGAUCUGCCCAUAUCAAGACGGAACACAAGAAAGUCGAAUCAUCAGGAUCCUUGCAUGCCGGUUCGGGCUCCGCUUCUCUUGGAGCUGGUCAUCUGAACAUCCAAUCUUCUGGCGCUACCACUUCCGGAUCGUCCCAAACGGCCUUAACCUCGGGAUCUCAUGGAGCUGGACACUUGAGUAUUGGCACUUCGGGUUCUACUGGCUCUGGUUCAGCGUCCCUCGGUGUUGGUCAUCUGAGCAUUGGAGCUACUGGAGCAACUGGUUCCAGUGCAAAGGGAUCUUCGGACAUUGGUUCGGCUGGACAUUUGGCCAUCGGAUCAUCCGGAGUCUCAGGAUCUACUGGUUCUGGAGCGGGAUCUUCGAAGAUCAGUGCCGGACAUUUGAGUAUCGGUUCCUCUGGAAACAGCGCCUCCAGUUCGUUACAGAACAAUGCUGGAUCCAUUUCCCUUGGAUCUGGUGGCCUGACAGUUGGAGCUAAUGGACACAAAUCCAGCACCGCUGGAUCAGUUGGAUUAACGGGUGCCCACGAGGCCGCUUCUUUGGCCCAUGGAGUUACCAGUGGAUUGCUGGGACCUGCUGCUGGUUCGGGAAGUCUCUCUCUGGGAGGCAAUAGGGCAUCCCUAGGAUCGAACGGAGGUGGUGCCACCUCAGGAGGUUAUCAUACGGGAAGUGUCAGUCUCGGUGGAAACGGCCUUAGCCUGGGAGGAAAUCUCGGCGGGAGUUCUGGAAGUGCCGGUCUUGGAUUUGGCGGCGGUCACAUUGGAGGAUCCAUUAAUCGAGGUGCUGGUCUUUUCCUUGGCUAACUUUAGUUAUCCUUACACUUUAAUUUUUUGAAGUAUUCCAUA
Molecule: messenger RNA, 2307 nt
Organism: Drosophila takahashii
Lineage: Eukaryota; Metazoa; Arthropoda; Insecta; Diptera; Drosophilidae
Source: RefSeq, a predicted model, not a curated record